Messenger RNA from Betta splendens (Siamese fighting fish), 1538 nucleotides. It is a transcript of the gene ucmab, whose product is annotated as upper zone of growth plate and cartilage matrix associated b. Lineage: Eukaryota; Metazoa; Chordata; Actinopteri; Anabantiformes; Osphronemidae. The record is from RefSeq and is a predicted model, not a curated record. Gene Ontology annotation, cellular component: extracellular matrix. The coding region runs from base 819 to 1232 and encodes 137 amino acids. Gene Ontology annotation, biological process: embryonic skeletal system development; regulation of osteoblast differentiation. The transcript is spliced from 6 exons.
ACCCAGCGGUCGGUGCGCAAAAUGGCGCCGGGGCGCACAGUGAAGACACACAGCGACCCCUGCUGGAGGAAAUCCGCCAGGCCCACGCGCGUUUCACAAGAAACCUCAGCUGUUAAUGAAAGAAUACUUACAGCCUCUGCAACCACAUGGAAAUAGCUGAUAUAAUUAUGCACUAAUGGAAAUAAUCAGAAUGUAGAAGCAGGCCAGCCAUGCAAAGUGAAUGAAUGCUGUGUUCCAGGGUUUAUGGCACUGACCAUCAUAAAGGAGCAGCACGGCUCUCAGCAUUUCAUAUACGCCCACCUACUGCAGCAACAACAGGCUCAUGGGCAACGAAAGUCACGGUAAAGUCACGGCGCGAUGCUCCGUCUUCAUCCCACACACUUCUAAAUGCACAUCAUCACACGUUUCCCCGGCCUCAAACCCGUCCGUCAGCUUCGAUCCUCCCACCCCGGACCGCUCCGUAAACAAUUUCACCGUUCGCUCUCUCUUCUGGAGCGGAGCGAGAAUUCAGGUGGGGAAAGCUCAAGCAAACACACGUCUGCAUACUUUCCUGUACGACUUUAUGCAGGAGCAGAGAGAGAGCGGCUUUGUCCGGGGGAACGUCUCAGCUCCACCUGAAACGGAGCCCUCUGGCAGGAAAAGGCCCCCGUUCGGGGCUCUGCUCGACUUUUUCGACUUGUUUUUCCACUGAGAUCUGCCCGGACACUCCCUUCCUCCCCUGACAGCGUCAGUCACAUCCCCCCAGCCCCCCCACCCCCCGCCUCCCGGCCCCCUUCAUAGCUCCCGGCAGCAGCUCAGACCUGCACUCAGACCUUAAGAUGUCCUGGACGUGUGCACCGCUGCUGGCCCUCCUCACUGUGCUCCUUGCACUCUCACUGUCUCCGGAGGUGGACUCCGCAGCCAUGCCCGGCACCGCAGGCAGCGCCCGAGACCCGCCAGGUCCACUCGGGAGGGUUUUCAUGAAGGAGGCCGACGCCGCGGACUUCUUCAGAAGACGCAGCAGGCGCAGCAUGAAGUCCCAGGACGAGAUUAACACGGAGCAGAGACUGGCCUCGGCUGCCGACGAGCGGAAGCGAGAGUUCCACGAGGAGAAGAGGAACGAGUUCGAGAGCUACGCCGAGGAGGAGCACGACGAGCAGAACGAGAGGAGCAGGGAGAGCACGGAGCAGUGGAGGGAGUUCCACUACGACGGGAUGCAUCCUCCGCACGAGUACAACCGCCACUCCGUCUGAGGCGGAGCCGAGACGCCGGAGUGACGUCACAGCAAGAGGCUUUCAUUUACUCACUAGUUGGAAUAAUUUCAAAUGAUGCAAAUUAUUCCUGACUGUGCUUCGCAUGGUUUGUCUGUAAACCCAAUAGACAUAUAUACUGUGUGCAUGUAAACCUACACACGGGGUAAGUAAGGAACCAAAAAGGAGUAUUACAAGUAAUAUUUAGCUUUAUGUGACACAGGCUAUUGCACCUGUUGCUUAUUUCUAAGUACCUCUUCGCAUCGGCCCAAUUUAACAAACACAUGUAAAUAAAUACAUUAUCUCAAA